UAUGCCUGCUGUGUGCUGCGCUGUGGGAUGCCACAACAAUCGUCGAAAAAAUAAAGAUAUUCGCUUGUAUUCCAUCCCAAAAGAGCCAAAACGCCGUCUAAUAUGGUUAGCUGCAAUCAGAAGAGCACACUGGACUCCAACAAAACACUCCGUGUUGUGUAAUGAGCACUUUAUAUCAGGUGAAAAAAGCGAGAACCCUAUGAGCCCUGACUUUGUGCCAUCUGUGUUUGCACACACUUCAGCUGCACAGAAACAACGAAAUGUAUACAAACUGAAGAGGUUUGAGCAAACUCAGGCACUCAAAAGAAAGAGGACUCAGGCUGUAGAUGAAUCCCAUACCACUGUAGCCAUUAAUAAUAAUGAUACAGACUUAGAGAAGACAGACAGGUAUGAUGAACACAGCUAUGCCACUACUGUGCACUCUCCACAAACUUUCACGACCUGUACCAACACGGCGUGUCAAGCUACAGUGAAAGCAUUAACUGAUGAAUGCACAGCAUUGAGAGCAGAGGUCACUCGUGUCAAAGAAAAAGCAGACCGCAUGUUCUUCGAGUCUUUCAAGAACAGUGACAAAAUGGUGCGAGAACUCACUGGCCUGCCAUCUUACACGAAAUUAAUGGCCGUGUUCGCUUUCCUCUCUGGAUUUCUAAGGGAUAGUCCAGGGUUGACUCCCUUCCACGGCUUUUUAAUUACACUAAUGCGGAUUAAAUUAAAUGUACCAUUAUGUCUUUUUGUAAACAUGUUUCAUCUGUCAAAAUCUACUGUCACUAGAGUGUUUAUCAGUACUUUGGAUGUAAUGUAUUGUAGACUCUCUAGAUUCAUUGUUUGGCCGAGCAAAGAACAACUGCAGAUGAGUCUACCGAUGUGUUUUAGAACAAAGUUUAGCAAUUGCACAUCCAUUAUUGAUUGUUUUGAAAUAUUAAUAGAAAAACCAAACAAUAUGAAUGCUCGUGCUGAGACAUACUCCCAAUCCCAGCAUCAUAACACAGUUAAAUAUUUGAUAUCCAUCACACCACAGGGGGUUGUAUCAUUUGUAUCAAAGGGCUGUGGUGGUCAGACAAGUGACAAGGACUUAACUGAUACAUGUGGAUAUUUGGAUAUGCUAUCACCUGGAGAUGUGAUACUUGCCAACAGAGGUUUUGAUAUAAGAGAAACUGCGGACUUGGACUCGGCUCACCGGAAGAUACCGGCAUUCAUAAAAGUGAAAGAGCUACUGCAUCCACUUGAGUUGGAAGAAACAAGUCCUGCUGCUGUCCGAAUGCAUGUAGAGCGAGUUAUUGGCCAGGUCAAGAAAAAAUACAAAAUUUUGCAGAACACCAUCCCGCGUUCUCUGUGUUACUCGGCAAAUGAAGGACAGCUGACGACAUUUGACAAAAUUGUCACAGUUUGUUGUGCCUUGAGAAAUAUUGGUCUCUCUGUGGUUCCUACAGUUUAAACCACCCAAUCUUUUUUGAUUGUAAAAAAAAUAUAUAAUAAUUUUAAAGUGUUGAAUUGAUUAUGACGUAGUAAUUUUGACAAAAAAAUAAAAAUGUGU
Messenger RNA from Myxocyprinus asiaticus (Chinese sucker), 1534 nucleotides. RefSeq lists its product as uncharacterized. The coding region runs from base 2 to 1435 and encodes 477 amino acids. Lineage: Eukaryota; Metazoa; Chordata; Actinopteri; Cypriniformes; Catostomidae. The record is from RefSeq and is a predicted model, not a curated record. The transcript is spliced from 2 exons.